Messenger RNA from Strongylocentrotus purpuratus (purple sea urchin), 2901 nucleotides. Its product is annotated as zonadhesin-like. The transcript is spliced from 15 exons. The record is from RefSeq and is a predicted model, not a curated record. Bases 1 to 2901 code for a protein of 966 amino acids. NCBI's taxonomy places the organism in Eukaryota, Metazoa, Echinodermata, Echinoidea, Camarodonta, Strongylocentrotidae.
AUGGUGGGCACUGUGUGGAUCCAUCACAGUGUGGUUGCACUCUGGAUAGUGGUGUUUAUAUUCCGUCUGGAGGAGCAUGGACUGACCCAGGCUGCACACAACACUGCCUUUGUCGAGGUGGGCUUGCAGAGUGUUCCGAAUUCCAGUGUGGAGAGAACGAAGAAUGCGAAAUCAGGAACGGUUUUCCAAGCUGUUACUGCAGAGAUGGCUACACCUCUCUCGGAGAUGCCUGCUUCAGAGGUGAGAACUCCUGGGUAUUGCCAGAUCUGGGGUGACCCCCAUUAUGUGACCUUUGACGAUAAGAAAUAUAACUUCCAGGGUGAUUGUGACUACACGCUGGUCAGAGAUUGCCAGAAUUCCAGUGACUACCACCUGUGGUCCAACAAUGAACGGCUGCGCCCAUCUGACAGUGUUUCUUACCUGAGGGAAGUGGUACUUGACCUGAGCGAUAGAAGAUACGCUCUGAUCAAGGGCUUCCAUGUCAGAGUGAAUGGAAGAGAUGUCUCUGAAAACCUGCCUUACAUGGAUGAGCAAGUGUGGAUCUACAGGGAUGUGACAUCCAUGAAUCUGGUAACAGAUUUCUUAUGGGUUAGCUACGAUGGAAUGGACAGUGCUGAUGUGUACCUCAGUUACUUUGCAGGAAGAACUUGUGGCCUGUGUGGAUCCUUUGAUGGAGACCAGAACAAUGAUAUGAUACUUCCUUCAGGAGAAUUGGCAAGAUCAGCAACUGAGUUUGGAAACAGCUGGGUUGCGUACCCUGACCAAUGUGAUGGUGUGGAUCCAGGUCCAACUGACCCUUGUGAGGAUGGAGUGAACAGCUUGUCUGCAUCCAACGAUCUGUGCUAUUAUUUGAAGGAUCCUUCCGGACCAUUUGAAUCCUGCCUUGAGAUCGUGGAUCCAGACGACUACUAUGAUUCGUGCGUCUAUGACGUGUGUCUUACCGGUGAUGAUGCUCUGUGUUCCAGUCUUGCACAAUACGCUCGUGCCUGCAGGAGCAAGGGAGGGAAACCUGGCAGAUGGAGAUUGCUUGUGGAAGAAUGCCCACUGAACUGUCCUUCCAACACUGUGUACGACCCCUGCUUCAGUGGCUGUCCAGCAACCUGUUCCUCUGCUGCGAGCACAUUGUCCUGCAAUACCACUUGCCAGGAAACGUGUAGAUGUGCAGAUGGUCUUGUACUGGAUGGUGGGCACUGUGUGGAUCCAUCACAGUGUGGUUGCACUCUGGAUAGUGGUGUUUAUAUUCGUCUGGAGGAGCAUGGACUGACCCAGGCUGCACACAACACUGCCUUUGUCGAGGUGGGCUUGCAGAGUGUUCCGAAUUCCAGUGUGGAGAGAACGAAGAAUGCGAAAUCAGGAACGGUUUUCCAAGCUGUUACUGCAGAGAUGGCUACACCUCUCUCGGAGAUGCCUGCUUCAGAGGUGAGAACUCCUGGGUAUUGCCAGAUCUGGGGUGACCCCCAUUAUGUGACCUUUGACGAUAAGAAAUAUAACUUCCAGGGUGAUUGUGACUACACGCUGGUCAGAGAUUGCCAGAAUUCCAGUGACUACCACCUGUGGUCCAACAAUGAACGGCUGCGCCCAUCUGACAGUGUUUCUUACCUGAGGGAAGUGGUACUUGACCUGAGCGAUAGAAGAUACGCUCUGAUCAAGGGCUUCCAUGUCAGAGUGAAUGGAAGAGAUGUCUCUGAAAACCUGCCUUACAUGGAUGAGCAAGUGUGGAUCUACAGGGAUGUGACAUCCAUGGCAAGAUCAGCAACUGAGUUUGGAAACAGCUGGGUUGCGUACCCUGACCAAUGUGAUGGUGUGGAUCCAGGUCCAACUGACCCUUGUGAGGAUGGAGUGAACAGCUUGUCUGCAUCCAACGAUCUGUGCUAUUAUUUGAAGGAUCCUUCCGGACCAUUUGAAUCCUGCCUUGAGAUCGUGGAUCCAGACGACUACUAUGAUUCGUGCGUCUAUGACGUGUGUCUUACCGGUGAUGAUGCUCUGUGUUCCAGUCUUGCACAAUACGCUCGUGCCUGCAGGAGCAAGGGAGGGAAACCUGGCAGAUGGAGAUUGCUUGUGGAAGAAUGCCUGGCUGUCCAGCAACCUGUUCCUCUGCUGCGAGCACAUUGUCCUGCAAUACCACUUGCCAGGAAACGUGUAGAUGUGCAGAUGGUCUUGUACUGGAUGGUGGGCACUGUGUGGAUCCAUCACAGUGUGGUUGCACUCUGGAUAGUGGUGUUUAUAUUCCGUCUGGAGGAGCAUGGACUGACCCAGGCUGCACACAACACUGCCUUUGUCGAGGUGGGCUUGCAGAGUGUUCCGAAUUCCAGUGUGGAGAGAAACGAAGAAUGCGAAAUCAGGAACGGUUUUCCAAGCUGUUACUGCAGAGAUGGCUACACCUCUCUCGGAGAUGCCUGCUUCAGAGCUCCUGGGUAUUGCCAGAUCUGGGGUGACCCCCAUUAUGUGACCUUUGACGAUAAGAAAUAUAACUUCCAGGGUGAUUGUGACUACACGCUGGUCAGAGAUUGCCAGAAUUCCAGUGACUACCACCUGUGGUCCAACAAUGAACGGCUGCGCCCAUCUGACAGUGUUUCUUACCUGAGGGAAGUGGUACUUGACCUGAGCGAUAGAAGAUACGCUCUGAUCAAGGGCUUCCAUGUCAGAGUGAAUGGAAGAGAUGUAUCUGAAAACCUGCCUUACAUGGAUGAGCAAGUGUGGAUCUACAGGGAUGUGACAUCCAUGAAUCUGGUAACAGAUUUCUUAUGGGUUAGCUACGAUGGAAUGGACAGUGCUGAUGUGUACCUCAGUUACUUUGCAGGAAGAACUUGUGGCCUGUGUGGAUCCUUUGAUGGAGACCAGAACAAUGAUAUGAUACUUCCUUCAGGAGAAUUGGUAAGAUACUCCUUGCACUUAGUCUAG